AUGGCAACUGAUCCAGGCCAACAGAUGGAGAGUCUAGUGGAUGAGGCUUUGAAGCACAGUAACUUUAAGGGCCUGGAACAUUUCUUACUAGAGGAGACCAGCGAGGGUAGAACGUCUAAAUGCUCCAACAAGUUCAUUUCCAAACUGGACAAACUGAUCAACAGGGAGCUGGAUCACAGGAAUGUGAAGAAUGCUUCUGUGGUAUUUACCAUUCUACACAAGUGGGGGGACACACUGGUCUUUCCGGUGGGUGAAGGUAUAUCUGCAAUGGUGUCACAAGGUCUUGUCAGAAAGAUGGUGCAGUGGUUUGAAAGAGUCAGAAAGUUAUGGAUUGAAGCUGGACUAGUGAGGAGUGAGGUGAUGUUAAACCUAGCAGAAGACUUCUUUGAUGCACUCAUGGCUGUUCAUGAAAGUUGUAAAGAGGGUACAUACCAGAUAACAGAAUCCCUUCUCCAUCACAUUGGCAAGUUGGCGUCUGAUGCCCAUGUUAAUAUUCUGAUCCAAAAAGAGGCGGUCAGGAAGCUGAAUGUGGUACUUGGAAAGAUCCCAGUAGAACUGAAGAAAGAGAAGAAGAUCUUGUCAUCCCAAGAGGCCUCAACUGUGAUGGAUGAUUUGGCUAGUCGAAUACUCAAAGGAGGCGAUUAUGAUCUCCAGGUGGCUUUAAUGGAGGCUCUGUGUAGAAUGAGUUCACGUGCCCAGCGGAGGGAGCUGGCCGACCACUGGUUCAGCAUGGAGUUUGUUGCGACUGCAUUUAGAAACAUUCAGGAUUCAGAGUUUGAGACUGAUUGUCGGAAAUUUUUAAAUCUAGUAAAUGGGAUGCAAGGUGAUGGACGAAGCGUGUAUUCCUACCCUUGUCUGGAGGUGUUUCUGGACAAGUGUGCGCUGCUAAUGCCUGUGGAUGAGAACCUGAAGGAAUUCUGGAUUGAUUUCAACCUCGGAAGCCAAAGCAUCUCCUUCUACUUCUGUCUAUCUGAGGAUCAGGCCCAGGUACUUGGACAGUGGGACACCCUCUGCAUCGCAGAAAAUGAGAUCCACAGUUACACAGUGGAAGAGGAGAAAGAUGUGAAGGUGCUGCAGCUGGUUCUGACUGAGCCAGUGUGUGUGAGCAAUAUUGAGGGCUCUAAACUCGCUAUCCACUUCAGCUCCUCUUUAGACAUUCUCCAGGCCACAAAGAAAGUCUACGGCGAGGCCAAGAAUAAAAAGUUCGUUGGGAAGACCACCACAUCUGUGGUUAAAACCACAGUUCAGAUCAUUCUGGAUGAAGGAUGCUCACAGGUUCUCUUUCCUGAGAGCCAGGCAUCUUCUGAGCCCAUGGAGAAAACAGUGCCUACAUCAGUGAGGAACAGCACACCUUUUCAGCCUUUGCCUUAUCAUGAGAAAGAUGCUCAACGUAAACAGCAAACAUUAACCCCUCUGAGGAGUAAGGUGUCUGAGUCAUGUAUGUAUGUCUCUGGUAGUGCAGGGUGUAAGCUGGGAAGAAGCCCUUUCAGCUGUGUGAUGCCUGCUACUACUCCAGUUGGGAAGACGAAGGUAAGGCCAGCUCUAGAGAUGGUGGCCUCCUCAGGGAGGAAGAAAGACGCUGAGCUGAGAGAUCUCCUGUUGGCUAGAUCAUUGCACAGGGUGCCAUCAUUUAGUGAGGAAAAGGAAAACAUUAAAAAACAGGUCUUUUCUCCUCUACAGAGUGCAGAUGUACCACAGGACAGGAAAGACCGUCAAGAAGCAGAGCGAUAUCGCAGACACAUUCCUGUAGACAAAGUACUGGAGAUGGUGCAUGCUGAUCAAGAGCUUGAAGAACAGCCUUUAGACAGCAGUAUAGUUCCAGACUCCCAGCCUGCUGUCAGAAAAGAAACAUCCAUAUUACCAGGUCUCAACCAUUUUGCCAAAAACAAGAGAAUUUCUGUAUCUAGAUCACUGUUGCCCUGUCAAAAGGAAUUACCACAGUCCAAGUCAGUGCUUAUUGCUCCAGCACCUCUCAGCACUGAGCUGCCACUGCAACCGUCCUCAGCCCAACACAGUUCUGGGGUCCUCACCCACAAGGAGCUGCAUGCUCAGCUCACUCAGAGACUGGAGCAGGUGCUGAGGGAACAGGAGCAGCAGGGGGAGCCCUCUGCCACAGUUCAGAAGAGAAAAUCCUCAGUGGGGCAUGCCAUGUUAGAGCCUGGGGGUCCCGAGAAGGGGACUGGGCCUGUGACAGAGUCUCAGAGGCCCACACCAGCUAAACCCGCUCCCAGUAGGCAGGCAACGAGCAAUGUGGAUGACAGAAAUAAGACAGCAAAAGCUGCAGACAGCAUGGUGAAGCAGAUAUCUAGCCGCUAUAAGAGCACUGACUUUAUUAAAGCAGCACCAGAGAUGGCCUCUCAGUUUAACAUUGCACCGACUAACAGAUACCUUUUCAACAGGAGUUGGUAUGCAGCGUCGGCUGCAAAGCUAGCUGAUAAGUCUGAAUUUCUGAAGUCAUGCAGUCAAUCCAAGAAAUCACCAAAUCAGCAUGAGGAUGUUUUUGAGUUCAGUGCGGACGUACCAGAACUCAGUGGGAAGAAAUAUAGGAAGUCUUCUGAGAUGCCCAGAAUUGAAAGCAGCAAUUCCCCGACUCUUUCCAACUCUGCUAAGAAGUGCCCUCCCGCAAAGCCUACUGGUCGUAAUGUGAAGAAGCACCUCUUCAGUGACACUGAUACAGAGAAUAUGACAGAUGUUAGCUGGCUAAAAUCAGCAAACAGGAGGCCCAAGCCUAAAGUGGCAGACUAUACCCGGCAGCCAGUUAAGCCAAGUCUUCCACCUGCAGACACCACAUUUGAGACUCCGAACAUACCUGUGCCUUCAACAAAGGCUGCUAAAGUGCUGCCCAAACCAAAGAGGAAGAGACAGAAGAAGGUGGUGGAACAGAAGAAUAAGACAAACCAGGACGUUGCCAGCAGGAAGCCCACAGGCAGACCCCAAAGAACUGCAGCUCAGACCAGAUCCUACAGAGAGCCAUCAGACUCUGGGAGUGAGUCUGAGACUGAUGAACCACCUCCAGCCAAGAAGUUGAUCAUUAAACAGACAGAGAAGCCUCUGAGGAGAGAUGUUCAGGCAGGAGGACAAGCAGAGAAUAAAGAUAAGACUUCAUCUAAAGCUGCACUUGAACAAACUGUAAGAGAAAACAAUCAAGCAAAGUCAAAGGCUAGUCAAAAGGUUAUGCAAGAGAAAACUGAGAGAGGGCUGCCUAGUCCUGAGCAGUACAAGAAAAAGAAGAAGCCACCGACUUCCAUGGAAUCCACUAAAAGACAAAAAGAAUCUUGGGCCUCCAAAAUUGCUUCUUUCUGCACUUCCCCUCCUUCCACCAAUAAAAUGAGAUCUGGAGAAGAGAGUGCAGUCUUGCCCAGAUCUCCCCUCACACCCCCGGAUCCUCUAUUGAGUAAGUUGGUUGUCAGACAGCCAGAGAACACACAGAAGAAAGCUUCAGUUCAGGCCACAAGACAAGCAGAAAAGAAGGAAAAGGUGCUUUCUGAUGUGAUGGACCAACCUGACAAACAGAAGAAACAACAAAGAGAAACCAUCAUGCACUCAGACGCAGACCAUAAAUUGAUGCAGAAGAAAGUUGGGAAAUUAUCAAGUCAUGAGCAGUCAAAGAGCAAGAAGACUCCAGCUCCUCAGGAAUCAGCAAAAGAAGAUAGAGAAUCUUGGGUUACCAAACUCGCCUCUCUAUGCCCUUCCCCUUUCUCUGUUGAGAAGAUGAGAUCUGCAGAGAGGAGUGCAGCUUUAACGAGAUCUCCUAUUACACCUCUCCGGCUUCCUUCAUUCUCUCCUGUUGCUGCUGUCUCUCCCCCCUUGGAACCGCCUGACCAUCUCCAAGGAAUCCAAGCUUCGUCCUUCUAUAGGACUUCAGUAGGACAGAACAGCGUCAACCUUCCCCUUCCCCCUCCUGUAACCCCUAAUGCUAAGAAGCAAAAUGCUCCAGGGGAUGCUGAACUGAGUCCGAUGCCCUCCAUGGCCCAGCCCCUCAUUGCCUCCACAGGUAGGGAGACGCUUGCCCGCUCUUCACUGCUCAAUUCUCCAGACUUAGAGGAGGAUCUUAGGGGCUUUUUGAAUGAUGCCAGCCACAGAGGCCUGCAUGCAUCCUUCGACAAGGAAUCUGUAAUCUCCUUGGUGACAUUGAGCCAGUCUUCACACAGAUCUGUGAACAACAUAGCUAUGAUCUGCACCAACCUAGAGAAAACACCUGAAUGUACCCUAGGAAUUAAGACUGAAAAGGCAGAAUUUCUGUCAGGUCCAGCAUCCCAUCGGAAACGGCACAGCUCAUGCAAGUCUGCUAGUUUGUCAGAGAUAGAGGACAGUGAAGAGGAGGAAGAGGGGGAAGCUAAGGUUGUGCCCAGUGAACUAGCCAUCAAAAUGAGGCCAAGAAAGCUGUUCAAGCCUAAUGACAAGCCAUGGCAUAAGAAAAAAGUUGAUCAGAGCAGCUCUGAGGAGGAGGAGAAAAAUGAAUCGGAGAUAAGGAGAAGACCCACAGGUGUAACCAAGAAAAGCUCCCACACCCCCCAAAGUAGAAGUCCUAGUGCAACAGUUGAAGAUGUGGAGAUGUGCUCCACAGUGUUGUCUAAUGUGGUGUCAAGCUGUUGGGAAGCAGGUGUGGAGGCAGAUAUAGAUCUGCCACGGUCUGAAAUCAGCACCUCACAGGAGAUGGGCUUUGUCUGCCGCCAGUUCAGCACUGAACUCAAAAGGAAGUUUGAGAACCGCUCCAGGAGAAUGGAUCUCUUCACAAAGCAGUCCCUAAAGGCCUUUAAGCAACAUGUGUCCUCCAUCAGCAUGCAAGUGCAUAAGUACAGGUCUCAGAGUCUGGAGAAGGUUAAAGGAGUUCUGAUGGAUGAAAUUAAAAACUUGGAGCAAGAUGACACUGCUCUUCGCACCAUGGAGGAGGAGCUGGCCAGCUACUGGAAGAAGCAAGUCCUGGCCUUCCAUGCCUACCAGGAGAGGGGAACCCGAAGAUUACACAACUUAAAAAGUGCCAUUGAGACUAAUGUGCUUCAUAGCUUGGAGUUUGAGGAGCAGAUCUUCUCCUCACAGAUGUGUUUGAUGAAGAAAGACAUAAAGUCUGUUCAGGACCGCUUAUUCAAACAGAUGCAAGAGGAAGAAUUGCUGAGUGUACGCAGAGGACUACAGACCUUGUUCCUACCAGAUGUCGCCAUGUUUUGACUUCAGAGGAAAAAGGCAACUGAAGGACUUUCGUUUAUUUACAAGUAAUUUUCAGGGCAUUUUAAAGUGUGUUCUUGUUUUUGGAUAAUAUAAUAGUAUGCUUAAUAUAAG
Messenger RNA from Colossoma macropomum (tambaqui), 5280 nucleotides. Its product is annotated as synaptonemal complex protein 2-like. The transcript is spliced from 48 exons. The coding region runs from base 1 to 5169 and encodes 1722 amino acids. The record is from RefSeq and is a predicted model, not a curated record. NCBI's taxonomy places the organism in Eukaryota, Metazoa, Chordata, Actinopteri, Characiformes, Serrasalmidae.